This is a messenger RNA of Cylindrotheca closterium, 516 nucleotides long. Lineage: Eukaryota; Bacillariophyta; Bacillariophyceae; Bacillariales; Bacillariaceae. The record is from the annotation of a GenBank genome assembly.
AUGACCAAGGUUGGAUCAAACAUUGAAAAGUUCAAUCUUUACGUUUCUGAGCAAUUUGAGAACCUUGCCCACUAUGGGGAGGAGUCCAAGGAUGUACUGAUCCACCUGUUUGAAGGGUACAAGGCAGCAUCUAAUAAGUCAUUUGUGUCAUACAUUGGGAGAAAAGAAGAAAAACAUGAGGACAACUCCAAGCCCAUCAAUGAAGCCAGACUCAUGCAGGACGCCAAAAACUAUUACAAGAAUUGUGUUCAUGAUCAAACCUGGAAUUGCCCCGAUGAAAAUCAACAAGCUAUCCUCUUGCUGAAGGCCGAGUUCAAGCAAAUCGAAAACUCCAAGAGGUCUGAAAGCGGAAAGAAGAAAGACAAUGACAAGAAGUCCGGAGGUGGUAAGCAUGAAGGCACAGGCAAGAACAACAGUAAGCAAAAAUCUUCAAAUGUAUCUGCAUGGAAGACCACUGCGCCAAAAGCAGAAGACAAACUUAAAGCAAAGUAUGUCAACGGUGACUCCAAGCCCUGA